AUGGAUAGGUUCCACAUCGUCCUCAGGAUGGGCCACCAUCACUGGGACCCUCUCCCUCCUGAGUGUGGCCACAUUGUGGAGCACGGCACAUGCCACCGUGCUCCCAGUCCCCAGGCCAGGUCCAGACAUGAGGCCCGAUCCCGGGAGGCCCCCAGUCCCCAGGUCAGGUCCAGACAUGAGGACCCCAGUCCCCAGGCCAGGUCCAGACAUGAUGCCCGAUCCCGGGAGGCCCCCAGUCCCCAGGCCAGGUCCAGACAUGAUGCCCGAUCCCGGGAGGCUCCCAGUCCCCAGGCCAGGUCCAGACAUGAUGCCCGAUCCCGGGAGGCUCCCAGUCCCCAGGCCAGGUCCAGACAUGAGGACCCCAGUCCCCAGGCCAGGUCCAGACAUGAUGCCCGAUCCCGGGAGGCCCCCAGUCCCCAGGCCAGGUCCAGACAUGAUGCCCGAUCACGGCACAGUGAUCUCAGCAGCCCCCCUUAUCACAGGCCUGAGACUGGGAGAUGGGCCUUUCCAUUGCCUUGUGGUGUGUUCCAGAAAAAGGUCCUGAGCUUACUGGUCGACAUCCGCCAUCGCCUGAAGGAUACGCAGCCUGCCUCUUCAGCUGUCCAUAUAGAGAGGAUUGAGACCAUGGAGGACUUUGAGUUAAAGGAGCAACACCUCUCUGAUGCACAAGCCUUUGAUACUCUGAGCUAG
Osmerus eperlanus (European smelt) is the source of this 690-nucleotide messenger RNA. RefSeq lists its product as uncharacterized. Bases 1 to 690 code for a protein of 229 amino acids. The record is from RefSeq and is a predicted model, not a curated record. The transcript has 5 exons. Lineage: Eukaryota; Metazoa; Chordata; Actinopteri; Osmeriformes; Osmeridae.